GAGUCUUUGGUUUUGUAACUUCCGGACUUCAGGUUGUUGAUGUUGUCAACUCAGUUGAGUUUAAUGGACUAGAGUGUUGUUAUAAUUGAUGCUUUUAGUUUCUGCAGUUGAUAAAUAUGGAAACUAUUCUUGAACAACAAAGGAGAUACCAUGAAGAACGAGAACGAUUGAUGGACGCAAUGGUCAAAGAAAUGUUGCAUAAGAAGUCCGCCUACCGAGAGGUUAUAAAUUCAGACCACCGUUUGAAGAUGCUUCUGGAUCACUACAUGGACAGUACUAAUAAUCUCAGAGAACUUUAUGAAGAUAAAGAUGGACUUAGAAAGGAGGAAGUGGCUGCACUCUCUGGUCCUAACGAAUUUGCAGAGUUUUAUACAAGACUGAAGGCCAUUAAAGAUUUUUAUAGGCGUUUGCCAAAUGAGAUCAGUAUCCCUAUGUCUGUGGAAUUUGAAGAACUGAAUAAACUGCGCGAAAAUCCCUCAGAUGAACAAGCAAACAUGGUUGAGUUUACGGAUGAAGAAGGUUAUGGAAAAUAUCUUGAUCUUCAUGAAUGCUAUGAGAAGUACGUCAAUCUUAAGGGUAUAGAGAAAGUGGACUACAUAACAUACCUGACUACAUUUGACCAUCUUUUUGACAUACCAAAAGAUAGAAAAAAUUCGGAGUAUAGAAAGUACUUGGAAUCAUUGCUUGACUACCUCCAUGACUAUAUUCAGCGAAUUAAGCCAUUGCUGGAUAUAAAUGCUGAGAUGGAAAAUGUGCAGAAGCAAUUUAAUGCACAAUGGGAAGCUGGAACCUUCCCUGGUUGGCCGAAAGAAACUGGAAGCGCUCUUACUCAUGUUGGAGCUCAUCUUGAUCUCUCGGCUUUCUCAUCCUGGGAAGAACUGGCUUCUCUAGGCUUGGAUCGACUCAAAUCUGCACUUAUGGCUCUUGGACUGAAAUGUGGAGGAACACUUGAAGAAAGGGCUCAGAGACUGUUCAGCACUAAAGGGAAAAAGUCAUUAGAUCCCAAUUUGCUAGCCAAGAACAAACCAGGUAAAGCUGGCCGUGGCAAAGAAAGUGAAAGGCAGAGAGAUAUUGCUGCAUUAGAAGCACAAGUUUACAGGUUCACAGAGUUAGUUUCUGAACAACGAAAUGCUACAAAAGAAAAUGUUCAGCGCAAACAAGCUCGCACAGAAGGAGAACGUGAUGAUUCUGAUGCAGAAGCAAGUGCAAGUGAAUCUGAGGAUGAGGAUGAUACUGAUGUACCAUACAAUCCUAAGAAUUUGCCACUGGGAUGGGAUGGAAAGCCCAUUCCUUACUGGCUGUACAAGCUUCAUGGAUUGAACAUCAGUUACAAUUGUGAAAUAUGUGGCAAUUUUACCUACAAGGGGCCAAAAGCAUUCCAGAGACACUUCGCCGAGUGGCGCCAUGCACACGGUAUGAGAUGUCUUGGAAUUCCAAACACAGCCCAUUUUGCAAAUGUCACACAGAUUGAAGAUGCUUUGGCAUUGUGGGAGAAGCUUAAAACACAGAAGCAGAGUGAGCGCUGGCAACCUGAACAGGAAGAGGAAUAUGAAGAUUCACUUGGAAAUGUUGUUAACAAGAAAACCUUUGAGGAUUUAAAAAGACAGGGCCUUCUCUGAUAUGGUUUAUUAUCAUUGUGUGUGCAUGUGUUUGGCAUGUAUGUGCAAGGUUUUAAAUAUUGAUGGAAAAUAUAAUGUUAGAAAGAAAGAAUGGUGGACUUAUUGUUGUUUGUGAGAACUGUCAGUUCUUAUCAACAUGAAAUUCCAUGUUCUAGCUCAGCAUUUAGUUGUGACCUACUGAGUACUGUGUUAAAUUUUGUCAAAUAAGUGUCACAGCUUUUGUUUUUAAAUGUAGCUCAGCUGUCAACAUAUGCAUUAUUGCAAUUUCCUUUUUAUUUUCUCCAGUGUACAAAAUAUUUUUUGUUUGUGUGUACCGUUUUUCAAUGUAAUGUGCAAUUUGCAGUCUUUGCCCUGUAUGACAUGUCUUUACAUUGCUGUACAGUAAUUUCUUCUGGCUUUCACAUAAAAACUGUUCUUACAAUAA
This is a messenger RNA of Schistocerca piceifrons (Central American locust), 2043 nucleotides long. RefSeq names its product splicing factor 3A subunit 3 (gene noi). The transcript has 12 exons. Bases 117 to 1619 code for a protein of 500 amino acids. Gene Ontology annotation, molecular function: zinc ion binding; RNA binding. Gene Ontology annotation, biological process: mRNA splicing, via spliceosome. The record is from RefSeq and is a predicted model, not a curated record. Gene Ontology annotation, cellular component: nucleus; spliceosomal complex. NCBI's taxonomy places the organism in Eukaryota, Metazoa, Arthropoda, Insecta, Orthoptera, Acrididae.